Ahaetulla prasina is the source of this 1735-nucleotide messenger RNA. RefSeq names its product deoxyribonuclease 1 like 3 (gene DNASE1L3). Gene Ontology annotation, molecular function: DNA nuclease activity. The record is from RefSeq and is a predicted model, not a curated record. Gene Ontology annotation, biological process: apoptotic DNA fragmentation; programmed cell death involved in cell development. NCBI's taxonomy places the organism in Eukaryota, Metazoa, Chordata, Lepidosauria, Squamata, Colubridae. The transcript has 8 exons. Gene Ontology annotation, cellular component: nucleus. The coding region runs from base 69 to 863 and encodes 264 amino acids.
UGGGCAGUGUGAGUGCUAAUGAAAGAGAAGUUCAUCACACUGCAUUCUCUUUUGGCAAAGCUUAAAAGAUGCUGCGUUUUUUUCUUUUCCUGCUCUUUUUUGGCCAGGUUGUUCAGAGCCUAAGAAUCUGCUCUUUCAACGUGAGAUCAUUUGGAGAAUCUAAGAGAAAAAACCCAGAAAUCUUAGAGGUUAUUGUAGAGAUUGUAUAUCGCUGUGAUAUCAUGCUCCUAAUGGAAAUAAAGGACAAUAGGAACAGAAUAUGCCCCUUUCUAUUAGAGAAACUAAAUGGACAAUCAGAAGGAGCAUACAGUUAUGUGGCCAGUAACAGGUUAGGAAGAAGGAAUUACAAGGAGCAAUAUGCUUUUUUCUACAGAGUGGAAAGCGUCUGUGUGAAGCAAAUCUAUCAGUAUCCUGAUCUGCAACCAGGUGAUGAAGAUGCCUUUUCCAGAGAACCUUUUGUUGUUUGGUUCAACUCUCCAAAAACAGCGGUCAAGGAAUUUGUGAUCAUCCCGAUACACACAACGCCUGAAAUGGCUGUGAAAGAAAUCGAUGAACUCUAUGAUGUGUUUCUGGAUGUCAAGUUGCGCUGGAAGACUAAGAAUUUCGUAUUUAUGGGAGACUUCAAUGCUGGCUGUGGCUAUGUGGCAAAGAAGCAGUGGAAAAAUAUCCGAUUACGAAAUUACACUGACUUUGUUUGGAUAAUUGAUGAUAACAACGACACAACUGUGAAAUCAACAACACACUGCCCCUAUGACAGGAUUGUGCUCCAUGGAGAGAUGCUUAUAAAUAGCACCACGCUGGGCUCAGCCAAUAUCUUUGAUUUUCAGAGGGCCUUGUCCAUGACUGAAGAACAGGUUGAUUGAAGGAUUGGGCCUUAGCAGUGAGCGAUCACUUCCCAGUAGAAUUCCAGCUGAGAACAACCAGACGUUCCUCGGGAAGAACAGCCAGAUAUUGUAGAACUAUUGUAUCAUAAAUCCAGUGAAAUGUCGUUCUAGUCAAACUUAAAACACACAAGCACAAAAAAUGUAUAUUCACAAGAAAAUUACAGAUUACUGUAAUGCUCUCUACAUGGGGCUCCCCUUGAAGUGCACUCGGAGGCUUCAGUUAGUCCAGAAUGCAGCUGCGCGGGUGAUAGAAGGAGCUCCGCGUAGCUCCCAUAUAACACCGCUCCUGCGCAGACUGCACUGGCUACCUGUGGCCUUUCGAGUGCACUUUAAGGUGUUGGUUACUACCUUUAAAGCGCUCCAUGGCUUAGGGCCUGGGUACUUACGGGACCGCCUGCUGUUACCACAUGCCUCCCACCGACCCGUACGCUCUCACAGAGAGGGACUUCUCAGGGUGCCGUCCGCCAAGCAAUGUCGGCUGGCGGCCCCCAGGGGAAGGUCCGUCUCUGUGGGGGCUCCCACCCUCUGGAAAGAACUUCCCCCGGGUUUAUGCCAAAUACCUGACCUUCGGACAUUCCGUCGCGAACUGAAGACGCAUCUUUUUAUUCGCUCGGGGCUGGCUUAAAUGGAUUUUAACAAAUUUUUAAAUUCUUAGAAAUUAAUUUUAAAUGGGGUUUUUUAGUUUAUUAUAUAUUUUAUUUCUCAGGCCAAUUUUGAAAUAAGUUUUUUAACUGUAUUUUAAUUUUGUAUAUUGCACCGUCUGUUUUAUUCUUGCCUGUACACCGCCCUGAGUCCUUCGGGAGAAGGGCGGUAUAGAAAUCAAAUAAAUAAAUAAAUAAAAAUAAAAAAGA